UUUGGUUUGAUUAUUAAUCCUUCAUCAUCAGCGUACGUGAUAUCGGACAGCUAAGAAAACCAAGUUAACCCAUUACAUAAUGCUUGAUUUUAAAAACUUACAUACAAAUUUAAGACUGACAUACGUACCCAGUGUAUAUGUUACGGGCAUUUUCUAAAUUUAGACAUUUUGUAAAAUGACUGAAUUUUCAGGCAAUUUAUAAAAUGCCUAACCUUGACAGGCAUUAUAUAAAAUGACUAAAAUUACCUAGUCAUUUUGUAAAAUGACUGAAAUUUUGAAACAAAAUUCAACAAAUUGCCUGUUCAGUUUCAGGUAAUUAGUAGAAAAAGUAUAUCAUUGAGAUGCAUAUGACAAAAAGUGGACAAAAACACAACAUCUUGCAAAGAAAAUAACUAAUGAUUCGGUAGAAUUAGUUUAUUCUUCAAAAACCACCUGGGAAAGUUUGCAUAUGUCAUAUGAUAUGUUCUUUUUAGUGAAACAACGUUAAGUAUAUACUCCGUCUGUAUUUCAGAUAGUAAAUUUAUGAUUAUUUUGUUAAAAUGGCAGAUUGACAAAUUGUUCUUUCAAAAACAGUGAAGUGAAACAUGAAGCAGAGAAAAGAAGUUUGUUUUUAAUUGACUGAUUGCUGUUUGUUUGCUUUCAGUAGAAAAUAUUUCAUGCAUUUUUAAGACGAGAACAAUUUGGUAAUAAUUCAUAUGGGUUAUUUCUGCAGUGGAUUAAUCUGGAUGAAGGACUGGAAUUCCGACUGCCACUUGAAAUGAAGGUAUUUUGGAUAGGGACAGAAAAUUCUACCUGCAAAACGGUCAAAGAGUUCUUAACGUGCAGAUCAUAAAAUAAUUCCGAAAACAUGAGUGGAAUUGAUCCAAACAAGAUAAAAGAUGCACAGAAGCUAGGUGAAAUGAAUUCGAGAGGACUUAACACAAAAGAAACAGAGAAACGAGGUGUUCUUGCUGAGCAAGGUGAAUCAGUUUGUAAUGAUUCAUUAUUAAAUGUAUUUUCACAAGAACAAGAUAUAAGCCACCAACCCUCUGCUGAAAAUAAUACAGAAGUACCAACAGGUGAAUUCGCAGAAGGAAAGAGUGAAAAAAGCUUAUUAGAAGAACUCAUUACAUCUGAAACCGAGAAAGGUGCAACUGCAGAGAAAACUGAAGAACAUAAACCUAAUGAAGUAGAUACAGAAAAUAUAGAGGCUAAUAAUAUUAAAGAACAGGCGUCUGGAUCAGAAUUGCUAACAGUAGAUAAAACUUUAUGUGAUGAUGUCAUUACUUGUGUUGAACUGUGCCAAUCAUGUCUUAGGGAUGACGAAGAAGAGGCUGCUGACCUGUGGUGUAAUGACUGUAGUGAAGCUGUUUGUCGAAGUUGCGGUAAAGCUCACAGACGAUUCGCAGUUGCUCAUGAUGUGAUAUCGAUUAAAGAUGCUACCGCUUGUAGAAAACAUUUACCCAAAAGCUGUUCUAAACAUGAGAUUAAAAAGAUUAUUCUGUUUUGCGUAGGACAUGAUAAAUUAAUUUGUCAUGAAUGUUUGUCAGAGAGUCAUAGAAGUUGCGAUAAGAUAUUGGAGAUAGAAAAGGCUGCUGACGGCAUAAAAAACAGUGCUGCAAUUACUGACUUAAAAGAAAGAAUGAGAAAUUUUGCUAGUAUUCUUGAAAAGACACAAACCGAAAAUAAGCAGACAAUAUCUAAAGUCAGCAAAGAAAAAGAGAGCGCGUACGACCAUAUACAAGAAUUAUUCCAGUGCUUUAAAAAUCACUUAUUAACAAUUCAAAAUAAUCUCAACAAAAACUACGAAAAAAUAGUUAAACAAAAUGAAGAAAAUAGUGAACAGCUAAAAUACUUAAGACAAAAUCUGCAAGAAAACAUAGACUGGAUGUGUAUGUUAGAACGUAGUUCUUCUGAAAGAAAUAUAUUCCAUGCAGUAAAACACCUUGAUGCCAUACAAAUAGUAAGUGAGAAGCAAAUCGUUGAAAUUAAAAAAGACAUGACAACGUACCCGUUGGAUGUUUUACCCUCUGAAAGUAUGAGAAAUAUAGAUAAACUUUUCGAAGAAUUGAUGGGGAAAUCAAAACGCCUUAGUUUGCCUAAACAAACCGCCAUUUUAGCUUCAGAUUGCUUAAAAUCACAAAUAAAAGUCGAAAGAGAGAUCCCGCCUCAAAUGGAAAAACUAUAUAGGCCUCCACCGUAUCAGGACCUCAUAGCAGGCGAUAACUCAACAUUUGGAGCGUUGUGUUUCACUGAAGACGGUCGUAUCAUUGUUGAGGAAUUAAAAGAUUUUCCCCGUGAAAAACGGUAUUGAUUAAAACAAACAAUCCACUGUCUUCGAAUAUUUGAUUUGCAAACUAGGCAGUCUAAACAGAUUACUCUUUCAGAAAAAUACGAUAAGUUCAACGUGCGCAUAGGCUCCAAUUGCAUGUAUAACGCAACGCUUGCCCUACUGGCGUCAAACAGUGAAAAGACAGGGAUCAUGGUUAUUGACAUAAAUCUUCAAAGACAUUGCAGGACGAUUUACCUGCAGAGUUCUGAGCGUAUCGGUAAUAUCGAACAUAUAAAAUGGGUGUCGUCUAAAAAAGGGAAAGUAUUGCUUUUUGCAGAGACUAAUAAGGGUUUGUGGUUAAUGUUUAUUGAUUUUAAUGGUGCGAUUUUAUCAGCAUUUAGUCUUUCAAACUCAGUUGUUGAUGUUGAUUAUGAUGGUUCAAAAAGAUUUUUUCACACAGACCAGAAAGUCAAUGACAUUUUUGUCAUUUCAAUAGACAAAAACAUUACAUCGAAGUGUUAUUCAAGUCUUGAUUUGAGAGAAGGAUGUAGCAUAUUGCAUACAGUCGACGAUGAGUUACUACUUCUCGAAACACGCUCAAAUACAAUUUAUAAACUAAACCUUAAAUAUCACAGUCGGUCGAUUUUGAUCAACCAAAAUAUUACAAAUCCAACGCAUUUUAAUAUAUGCCAUAAGUUAAAAACAAUUGCAGUAACUAUGGACGUGGAAUGCGUGUAAGGAUUUUUCCCUUGUGAUACUUCUGCAAUCUUGACGACUAAUUUGCCUUUGAAAUGUAGGCAUGGAAAAACAAAAUUUUCACAAUUGUUUGUAAAGUUGCUAAAAGUGUAUAUAUAAAAAGGAAAUUGUAAUAAAAUAUGUAAAUAGGCAUGUAAAAAUCA
Messenger RNA from Mytilus californianus (California mussel), 3150 nucleotides. RefSeq lists its product as uncharacterized. The record is from RefSeq and is a predicted model, not a curated record. The transcript has 5 exons. Gene Ontology annotation, molecular function: zinc ion binding. Lineage: Eukaryota; Metazoa; Mollusca; Bivalvia; Mytilida; Mytilidae. Bases 848 to 2293 code for a protein of 481 amino acids.